This is a messenger RNA of Trichoplusia ni (cabbage looper), 4089 nucleotides long. RefSeq lists its product as uncharacterized. The record is from RefSeq and is a predicted model, not a curated record. The transcript has 15 exons. NCBI's taxonomy places the organism in Eukaryota, Metazoa, Arthropoda, Insecta, Lepidoptera, Noctuidae. Bases 45 to 3557 code for a protein of 1170 amino acids.
AUUUUGAAGUUACGUUAAGGUAGUUGCAAACUAUACUCAGUGCGAUGCGGUUGUCUUGGCUGGGGGUCUUGAGCCUCCUCAUAAUAGGUGCUGUAUGCAGUACCAACAUUAUAAAAGAUGAGGGUUCUGAUCACACCAUUUGGGUAAGAACUCUUGAAAACGAGGUCACCAAGUGUCAUUUGAAGAGUCCAAAAGAGAAAAUUAUCAAAUUCGCGCCUGGAAAUGACGCAGCGUCGACAGAGAAAUUCGUGAUACAGAAGGGAUCCACGACCAUGCGUUGCUCAGUUACCGUCAAGAACCUUAAUGAGGAUGAUGAGGGAGAAUGGGAGAUAUCCUUCACAGACGCUGAAGGCAUUGGAGGAUUUGCAAUCUUUAACAUAACUGUGAAGCCUUUGAACUCGCCAUCAGCUGAUCCUAUUCCUGAUGAAGAAGAUGAGGGAAUACCGGAAAUUACCGAGGAAUCAGAAGAAGAAGCCGAAACCGAAUCAGAAAAUGUAAAGGUCCUGACUUUAAUCGAACAGGUCGUAAAAGAGGGUUAUUCCGUCGACAUAUCUUUAAACAAAGAAUCUUUUGAAGAAGACUGCUAUGUACAGAAGCCAAAAGGAGAGUUAGUUCCUAUUGACUCUGAGUUGGCAAAUGUGACAGCACACAAGCCGAGCAAGUUUGUGUCGUGCAGGAUUACUGUCGGCCCCAUAACUGAGGAUUUGUUGGGAGAAUGGAAGCUCUGCGGCAGGUCUGUCGAAGACGACAAGAUGAGAUGCCAACCGGUGGUAAUUGCUUAUAAUAACAACAACCCUUCUGCCAACUGGCAUUCUAUAAUAGAGCCGGUUUUCAACCACCCUGUUCACUUUGGAGGUCAAGUGAACCCCGGUGUGAUGGGGUCGGGCAAUGUUCUCACCUGCCACGUCAUCACCCCCGCUGGUGAGGACUUGGUCCUCACGAGUGACGUCACAUAUCCCCACAUCCAAAGAAUGGUACACGAUCCCUGGCUCUGCAGUGUCGCCAUCUCUGAUAUUGACGAGUCCAUGCUCGGGGACUGGGCCAUCUACAGCAGAUUCCGUUCCCAGUUGACAUCAUUAAACGAAGUUCGUCUACCGUUUAACUUGCAUUUGUACAAUCCUGAUGAUCCUUACGAGCAGGCAUACAAUGUCACAUCGUUGCCGGAGACCACACGUGUCGUUAACAUUGGCAAUACUGUCACAGUACAAGCAACUAGCUCUGGUGAAAUAGACGAUUGCGUCUAUGUGUCACCUGCCGGUAAACGGUUCAAUUUAGAUAAUGCCACCAAAUCUACGGAAGUAGUUAAACUUAAUACUUCAACAAAUCCAACAGCGUGCCACAUUAGUAUUGGCCCUGUUGAUGAAACCUUGUUAGGGGAAUGGUAUAUAAUAGGAAAAUUUAAUAAGAACAAUCGGUAUACUGAAAUACGGCAACCAUUUAAUAUCAUUCUGGAAGAUCCAGCCAAUCCUUUCAUUGAGGACCGUGAACGAAUUAUUGAAAACUUGCCAAGACAAAUUGUGGACACGAGAAUUGGAGCAACCCACAGCUUUUCCAUAAGCCAGAUGAUAUUAUACAAUCACGAAAGUUGUCAUCUGAGAACACCCCAGGGCUUGCAGUACAUAUUGAUGGAGGGAUUCAAUGUGCCCCAUGUAGAAAUCAUAAAUGACAGCAAAUUUGCUUGUGGUGUGCAGAUUAAACUGCUUUCAGAAGACCUACUUGGUGAAUGGGCCCUACUCGCAAGGUCCACCAGAACAUCUGAUGCCAUUGAAAGAAGGUUAACUUUCACCAUCCGCGUCGAAGAAACGUUUUCUCUAGGAAAACCAAUUACCAUUAGGCAGGGUAACGAACUUUUCCUUCGCUUGCCGGUGGAUACGAAACAGUUCGAAACUUGUAAACUGAUUGGGCCUGACGGUGAACCAGUCGCGGAUGCUGAGCUGGACCCAAUUUUCCUGACUUCAUGUGGAUUCAGAGUGAAAAAUGUUGACCAAAGAGUAAAUGGAAUUUUGACAAUUGUCUAUGGGACGGGAAUAACUUACAAGGGAACAGUUGAAGUUAAUGUUAUAGAUACCGCACUCCCAGUAACCUUUGAGAGUGAGGAGUGGUUCCAGGGCAGUGCUAUUGAUAAAAUCGUUGGGCCCGAAGACAUUGUCUACUGCAGUCUCUGGAUGCCAUUAACCGAUAAUGAUCAGCAAGUCCUAGUAUACGACGGAUUUGGUCCCUGCAAGAUAAAAAUAGACCGAGUCACUUUACGACACCAAGGGUUGUGGAGAGUCGUCUAUGCUGUUCAAGGAUCAGUUUUGACUCAAGUAGACAUUUUUAACGUCGAAGUUAUUGAAGUUGAACCCUUAAGAGUAUCUACAAACAUAUCAAUAAGUUCUCCCUCCGUGACGCUGACCUGUUCCGUGCCUGCCAGCUAUGACGUCACGGGGUGCAAGUUCCGUGAUCCUGACGGUACGAUCCUGGUUGCCAGCCGCAAUGUCGGGGAAGAAGGAUUCAUUUCCUAUGAUUCUGUCAUCGAUCAUGAAUCGAGUGCAUCCAGUCACGCUUGCUCUCUUCGGUUUUCCAAUCCUGAUGAACGAUACAUGGGUUUAUGGCGCUGUGCUGUGGACACUACUCAAGGCACUUACUACGGCUUCCUCGACGUCAGGAUCCCAUGGAUUUCAGACGAUGAAUACCAGGUCACAGAAGCUGUGUUGAAGGCGACUCCUAUUUACGUGCAGGGAUUGGUGGGUGACCCCAUCACUCUGACCUGCUCCGCAAACACAGCCAUACGGUACUGCUACUUCAGGUCGCAGAAUGGAACAGUCUACAGCGUAGGACCUGACAUGACAGCUGAGAAUUACGAGUACGUGGGUAAUGGUUUGGACGCCGGCGAGUGUGGUAUCACGAUCAGGGGUCUCCAGGAACCUGAUUCUGGCUAUUGGACUUGUAAUGUGGGACUUGCUGGCAUCUACCAUGACCUCGAAAGAUCUGCUUCGAUUGAUGUCGAACUCCAAGAUAAGCUCCUUGUCAGACAUUUCUGGAACAACGGUGAAGUUAUGGUAUACCCUAUUAUCUACGACAGACGGCCAAUUGACUACUGCAGAUUUGUUCGCUUUGAUGGUUUGGGUUUCACCGCUUACAACCCACCGGAAGGUUACUAUGUGGACCGAUGGAAUGACAGGCCCUGCAAGCUUGUCGUCACAAGACCUACAAUUUUGGACCGCCGUCCUUGGGUCGUGGCAGUCAAACUCCAGGGUGAAAACGGAGAAAUUGUAGCCAGAUCCCCUGUCGACUUAUUGUUCAUACCAGGAGGAACCUCUUUCUACUACGGAUACAUCGCAUGGGUCAUGGUAACGAUGUUCGGUUUGCUUGUGAUGACUGUGGGCGUAGCAAUGAUUCCCAAGAAGAACAGGGACUGGACAUACGACCGGGCUGGCAGGAUCAGGGACAGCUUCAGAAGACCAAGAAGAGAAACGCCACCACCAGCGUACACCGAGGAGCCAGUCGGAGAGAAACUUCCACAACCAACAGAAACAGCUCAAACACGAGAAACUCCUGUAAACAAUCCAGUUUAACGCCAAUAUUAACACCUGUAUUCAAGAUCGACAAAACAAUGAAAGUCGCCCUUCGGUUAUAAGACCUUAUUAACAUAAUGCGAGAAGAACCAUCAUUCAAGUUGCGAUACGCUCUAAGAGCCAGUGGAAUGGAUAAUGUAACAACCACAUUCCUACAACAUUCAGGCAACGCCAUCUAGUCUCAAACAAAGCGAAGCUUGUAUUAUGACUAAUAAACAACUGAUAAACUUAUAAAUUUCUUAAAACAUACAUAUGUAAAUAUUUUGAUAAAUAAAUGACACCCAGACACAGAACAAAUUAUGAUUUUGAUGCACAAACAUAUAUUCUGGGAAGUUUGAUAGGAAUCGAACCGAAGACCUUCGGUAUAGCAACCAUGUCAAUAGAAACUUCGAACGUGUCGGUACAACAUUUGUUUUCGACGAGUGACUUUGACUAGUGAAAGAAACUGCAUCAAAAAACUAGUUAUGAUUCCAUGAGGAACAUGGCAAUAAAUUUAUAUUUUUAUAAAUAAAUAGUAUCAGAAACAUAUUGA